This is a messenger RNA of Psylliodes chrysocephalus, 1100 nucleotides long. Lineage: Eukaryota; Metazoa; Arthropoda; Insecta; Coleoptera; Chrysomelidae. The record is from the annotation of a GenBank genome assembly.
AGAGAGAGAAACGAUCAAAACGUUGGCUGAAGUAUAAGCAGUCUGUUCCCAGUCAGAAGUUAAUUGUAAUUUGUAUAGAAUUAAACUAAAAUAAUGGUAAUUACAACAUAGAGACAGUAUUUAAAAAGUAUUUGAGUUAAAAAUGGAUAAUUUCCAAGAAGAUUCAUCAAGUGAGGAAAAAGAUAUAAAGCCAGUUUUCGGCAUCUCUGGUACAGAGUUCCACAUUGGAUUGUCAGAUACCGUCAGCAGUCCUAAAAAGUGGUCACCUACUAGUUUACAAGAUGGUAAUCGUAAAAGUGCCUUUUUACCAUAUAAAUUUUACAGCUGUAAUACGGUAUUAACAAAUUUACAACGUGGUAAUACACUUGCGGAAAAUCCUCUACCAGAAAUAAUAGAAGUAGACUUUCAUAUGAAAGCGGGCCAGGGAGAAUUAAGUGAAUCAGAUGUAAUAAAAGAAGAUGUAAACAUUAAAGAUUCUAAUGACCUAACGCCUCUACAUUGGGCAUGCUUUUAUGGGCAGUUUAAUGCUGUUCAAUUAUUAGUUAAUUAUGGUGCCAAUGUUAAUGAUCUCGGUUCUGAAGAAGAAUCACCUCUAAUUUUGGCAGCUGCUAGUGGCCAUCACGAUAUAGUUAGAUUUUUGCUAAAUUAUGGAGCUGAAGUCAAUCAUGUGGAUCAUAUGUGCAACACAGCAUUAAUGUAUGCUGCCAAAGAAAAUCACCCCCAUACAUGUCAGGAAUUGUUAAUGAAUGGGGCAAAUUACUCAUUAGUGAAUUUAAAUGAUGAAAACGCUCACAGUAUAGCUGUUGAUAACAAUAGCACGCUAGCACAAACAGUAAUAGAAAAUUUUAUAAUUCUACAACUGGAGACAUCAACCACUAGUUCACCAACUCCAAAGGAUGAUUUACUUCCUACUGAAAUUGCUUCAGUUAAGACAUGAACCACAAUAGAGAGAGUAAUUUUCUAAUAAUCUCGAAAAUUAGGUAUAUUGUCCUAAUGAUUAGUAGAAGUCCAGUAAUAUAUAACUGUACUUCAUGUUAGGGUCAUUUACUUGGGGCCAAAUUACUCAAAUACAACUUCACGCCCAUAUAACAAUCUAACCU